AUGGCUUAUUCCCAAGUGUCUGGUUUUACCGAUCAGUUUUCUGAGGCUGACUUUCUACAGUCAGACGAUCUACCUACCCUUAGCAAUACCUGCCGAACAGCUACUUCGGUUGCCCUGUCUGAUCCUCGCCAGUCUCCCCAACAGCUAGCACCAUCCUCAUUAAAACGCGUUGGCCCUCGGAUCCACCAGAUCUGGAUACUGUACGACAUAAAUCCCGAGAUGGAGCAAUCCCGCUUACAAUUCACGGAAUAUUUUUGGGAUGAAUUCGACCAAGUUGCACACGAGAAGACUGGCGAGCCAAAGAUCAUAUACAAGCGCUGCCAUACUACCCUUACUCAUCCCCAGUUACGCCGCGGGGGAACAAGCCCGAUGAAUACGCAUCUUAAAAGUACUACUUACAAGCCUGGGCUGCAAAGAAGAGGGAUUGAUCAGCUACUGCUCCAAUCGACAUCACCCUUUUCCCAAGCAUUCAUAGCAAUUACUAGCUAUUUCGUUGGUAAUGACUGGGAGUAUCGCGAGGUCCUUCUUAGGUUUGAGCCACUACAUGGUUCACAUACUGGAUACAAUUUAAGUUCCGUCGUUAUCAACAUUCUUGAGGAACACCAGGUCACCGAUCGGAUAUUAUCUAUCACGACAGAUAAUGCAACGAACAACAAUACCAUGAUCAAUAGCAUCCAAGAAGAGAUCAAGGUACAAGGAAUUGGUGACACAGGGGUCUUUCGGAUUCCAUGUCUCGCCCAUGUGAUUCAGCUGAGCCUUAAUCAAUUACUGGGUAAAAUGAAGGCAGUACCCAUUAAUGAUGAGACUGAGAUUGAGUGGUCGGAUGAGCGUGCAUACUCAACACAUCCUAAGCGCACAAACAGAGAGAUAGUUGAUACUCUGAACAAGCGCCGCGAAGCCUUUUUAGGCCUCCAGACCGAAGAGCCUCAUCUACUCCCUACUCAGGAUGUCCGUACACGAUGGAAUUCUACCUUUCUAAUGCUCGGGCGUGCAAAGCGACUACAGGAGACCUUCAAACGAUACUGUCAAACCCAUGGAUAUCUCCAAUUCCAACUUGACAAAGAGAAGUGGCGCCAGUCACUUGAGGCCUCCGAAGAGCAGCUUCGCCGGAAGAGGAUUCCCUGGAAGCAAACUAUGCUUCAAGCACUUCAAGCAGCAAGGGAAAAGCUCUCAGAGUACUAUAAGAUGACUGAUCAUGAGUGCUAUGGUGAUAUUUACGCAAUUGCAACGAUCCUGGCACCUUCGAAGAAGCUUCGCUUCUUUAAAACUAAGGAUUGGCAAGGUGAUGUUGACUACGCUAGACGAUACCGUGGUUGA
Messenger RNA from Penicillium diatomitis, 1317 nucleotides. RefSeq lists its product as uncharacterized. Gene Ontology annotation, biological process: regulation of transcription by RNA polymerase II. Gene Ontology annotation, cellular component: nucleus. The record is from RefSeq and is a predicted model, not a curated record. The coding region runs from base 1 to 1317 and encodes 438 amino acids. The transcript has 5 exons. NCBI's taxonomy places the organism in Eukaryota, Fungi, Ascomycota, Eurotiomycetes, Eurotiales, Aspergillaceae.